UGAGCGCAUGGGACGAAGCUACUGCUUCAUUCGUUGCAGGGUGACUUGACUCUAUCCUGAGGACCGCUCUCGACCAGGUCUCCUUACGAUCAGUCUUUCUUUCCUCCUCCCAGCCUAGUCAUGAACAGAGUGCGACGUUUCUAGAAGCAGUGUGCCUUGCACAAUUCCACCAGUCUCACCCUCACGGCCAUUGCUAUGCGGAUCUUCCUCCUCCCGCUCACGACACGUCAAGCCUUGAUCUUCUGCCAACGCGCCACGCCGAAUCCUCAGGGCAAAUUGAGCAUUCCUGACCGCAUCACGAAGAAGGCAGCCGAAACAUGGGCACAAUGGGAGGCUGCUAAAGGAGGAUGGAGGAAACAGAUCGUGACGUACGGCAACCGAGGCCUUCAGCGGAUCCCAUACCAGGAAUGGGGCUUGAAGAGCUUUCCUCCUUCGAAUCCCAAGCUCCAAGCAGAACAGAUCGCGAACAACGAGAAGUUUGACGUGAUAUACCCAAGCAAUGUGAUGCACUCAGGCGAUGUUCCCAAAGUCAUGGCAAGACUGGCGCGGGAAAGGAAACAACUGCACUGGAAUCGUUUCAUUGGAAGCAUGGUAGCUAUGCCAUUUACAGUUCCUUUUGCUCUGGUGCCAGUGAUACCCAAUAUACCCUUCUUCUACCUCGCUUACCGGUGUUGGUCGCAUUGGAGAGCUUUGAAAGGCUCCGAUCAUCUAGAUUUCAUCCUCGACCACCGAUUAUACCGACCGAUAUCGCCUCCAGAAGUGGAGGAUUUGUAUGAACAAGUGGCCCCUGAUGCACCCGACUUCAAAUUCGUGACCCGAACCCAGGUCCUGGACGACAGUGUGCCUCCAGAACAGAUCAUACUGCCUGCGGACAGUCACGAUCUCGUGGCUAAAGUAACCGGGGUUCCAGAGCUGAGUGGCGAGGUAGAACGAGCGGUAUGGCAAAUUCAGCGGCAGUUUGAGCGAGAAAAGUCCCAGCAAGCAGCAAAGCAGUCCGAGAAAGCUGGUACGAAGCCGGAAAAAGACGAUAAAGGCAUGUAGAGGCGCGCUGGGGCGUUUGCGAUAUCUGCAGAACAGGCAAUGAUGGGAAGUCUCCCUCACCAUGUGUACCGCAGCUCCUGCAUUGCCGGCGCUGUGUACAAUACACAAUCAAAUGAACCUCCAUCUAAAUGAAAGAACACCUGUUUCCA
Molecule: messenger RNA, 1190 nt
Organism: Exophiala xenobiotica
Lineage: Eukaryota; Fungi; Ascomycota; Eurotiomycetes; Chaetothyriales; Herpotrichiellaceae
Exons: 3
Coding region: 196-1041 (281 amino acids)
Biological process (GO): potassium ion transport; proton transmembrane transport
Cellular component (GO): mitochondrial inner membrane
Source: RefSeq, a predicted model, not a curated record